Messenger RNA from Oryctolagus cuniculus (rabbit), 8101 nucleotides. It is a transcript of the gene TRUB2, whose product is annotated as TruB pseudouridine synthase family member 2. Gene Ontology annotation, molecular function: pseudouridine synthase activity; RNA binding. NCBI's taxonomy places the organism in Eukaryota, Metazoa, Chordata, Mammalia, Lagomorpha, Leporidae. Gene Ontology annotation, biological process: RNA processing; pseudouridine synthesis. The record is from RefSeq and is a predicted model, not a curated record.
GUGUACCACCUGCUUCCACUGAUACAAGACUCGCUCCAUUUGACCUCACCCAGAGAAAGUGCCUCCAAAGGAGACGGCACACCGCAAGCUCUGCGGCUCCGUGCCGGGUCCUACUUCCUCCUCCACCUCGUGUUGUACCCGGACACAAUAAGAUGAGAACCGCUUCCGGUCGCAGAGCAUGGCGGCGCCCGUUGUAGGGGCCACACUUGGGGGCGGGGCCGUACGGCACUUCCGCCGAGAGCCCAGAUUUCGGGCCGGCUUGGGGCUCGCGGGUGCAGGCAUGGGGACUGCCGGCCUGGCGCGGCUGCACGGGCUCUUCGCGGUGUAUAAGCCCCCGGGGUUAAAAUGGGAGCACCUGCGGGAUACCGUGGAGCUGCAGCUGCUGAAAGGUCUCAAUGCUGGGAAGCCUCCCGCGCCUGAAAAGCGUGUUCGCUUCUUGCUGGGGCCUGUGGAAGGCCGUGAAGACAGGGAGCUGACCCUCACAGCCUCCAGCGUGCCCACCCUCACCACGCAUCCACUGGUGCGGGGACCAGCGUUUACCAGCCUGAAGAUUGGCGUGGGACACCGGCUGGAUGCCCGUGCUUCUGGGGUGCUUGUGCUCGGCGUCGGACAGGGACGCAGGCUGCUCACCGACAUGCACGACGCUCAUCUCACCAAGGAUUAUACCGUACGCGGCCUCCUGGGCAAAGCCACGGACGACUUCUGCGAGGAUGGGCGGUUAGUGGAGAAGACGACCUACGACCACGUGAGCAGGGAGAAGCUGGACCGGAUCCUGGCCGUGAUCCAAGGCUCCCAUCAGAAGGCCCUGGUGAUGUACUCCAGCCUGGACCUGCAGUCCCAGGAGGCCUACGAGAUGGCUGUGCAGGGCACGAUCCGGCCCAUGAGCAAGUCCCCAAUGCUGGUCACUGGCAUCCGGUGCCUGCACUUUGCACCCCCAGAAUUCCUCUUAGAGGUGCAGUGCGUGCACGAGACGCAGCAGCAGCUGCGGAGGCUGGUGCACGAGAUCGGCCUGGAGCUCAGGACCACUGCCGUCUGCUCGCAAGUGCGGCGCACGCGCGAUGGCCUCUUCACGCUGGACGAUGCCCUCCUCAGGUCCCAGUGGGACUUGCACAGCAUCCAGGACGCCGUCCAGGCCGCGGCCCCCCGCGUGGCGGCAGAGCUGGAGAAGAACUUGAGGGCAGGGCAGGGCAGCCAGCAGCUCCCCAGUCCAGGCCGUGCCUGGGACUCCGAGGGCCCCAGCUCCGCCGUGGGGCAGGAGAGCCGUGGGGGGCAUUAGGUGGGUAGAGGCUCAGUGUCCGCGAGGGGGAGCUGACAGCUGCCGGGGGGGAGCCUGGGGGGGCUUUUCCACGCGACACGAGGCGGAAGGUCCCAGCUCCGUGUGGAGGGACAGACGAGGAGUGAGUGACACGGCGACAAACGCCGGUACCCUUAGGAGGGGAGAGCUAGGGAGCGGGAGGAAGACUGGGAAAUGAUCUGAAGUGUGCGGGGUCGAAAGCACUCCAGCGGCCGGCGAGCCGGCAACGGCGCUCACCUCCCUCACGAUGAAAGGCGGGUGGAAGCGAGAUGACCCCACUCGGCGUUCAGAGUGGGAAAAGGAAGGAGAAGACGGCCCCAGGCGUGGGGGUGGGGUGGGGUGGAAAAGGGUGGCAGGAACUCUGUAUCGAGACUCAGAACCUAGAGUUCCUGCCGCAGGAUCCAGCAGGUUCCCUCCGGAUUCAGGGUCCAGCGUGGUUAUAGCAAGUUACAGGCUGCAGAUGUUCUUAGCUACACGGUAGUAGCAGAAAACGUAGGAGAUGUGGGGCUGGUGUGGCGCAGCUGGCGAAUGCUUGGGACACUGGCGUCCCCAAGUGGAGCAGCGGUUAGCUUCCUGAGUGUGCCGGGGAGGGCGGUGGAGGGUGGCCCCUGAGUACGGGCCUGUGACCAGAGCUGCAGCUUCUCGGAGGGGCAGCACUGGAGUGUCUCUCGGCCACACUUGUGCCCACAGUAACGGAGGCCACAGGCGCCACGGCUCUUUCGGCUCCCCGCAGAGCCCUCCAGGGCUGCCCGAGGCCCGGAGCAGCUGUGAGGCCUGGAAACGCAGCUUCCUGAGCCAUAAAAUGGGAAAAGUGGUUUCGCCCAUCUUGCGUGGGUACACGGGAAGUCAUGUGCGAGCUGUACCGGCACCUGCUCCAUCACAGGUGCUCUCUGAGCCUGGAGCUUCUUCCGGGUCUCCCACGCUGGUGCAGGGGCUUUCCCAGGCCUUGGCAGAGAGCUGGAUCGGAAGAGGACCAGCCAGGACUUGAACCGGUGCCUGCAUGGGAUGCCAGCACCACAGGCAGUGGCUUUACCCGCUGUGCCACAGCGCCAGCCCCUGUGGCCACCUCUUUCAAAGCAGUGGCCUACAAGCCAGGGUGGUCACUGGCAGUGAGGCCUGUGGUCCAACACCUCUUGUUUCUCCGGCAUAAAAGUGAGCCAGGAGCAAGCAGCCCUCAGGCAGGGAGCCAGGUGAAGCUCAGCAGCCAUGGCUACGCCGACAGUGUGCACCUGACGGCGUGUGAUGAAAUGGGCCCUUUGCCGCCGUGACCUCUGUCCCGAAAACCCAUCACCCCAGUCUCACCACGAAAAAAACGGCAGGGACUUCCCACACUGGGGCACCCUACAAAACACCUCAGCUGCACUCAGAACUGCCCAGGUCCUGAAAAGCAGGGAAAGCCUGAGACGGCGCCCCCGCCAGGCAGGGCGUGGAGAGAUGGGACGACCGUGUGGCCCGUGGUCUCCUGGACGACUUCCUGGAGCAGCAGCAGGACGUGGGAGACACUGAAUCUAAGUAAACUGUGGACUUUGGUUAAUAAAAACGUACAGUGAAUUCUAAGAGUUGUACUAACCCAAUAUGUUAAUAACAUCUGGGAGACAAUUCUCGGUACUACCCUUGUGUUUCUGUACACGGCUGUUCUUAGAAAAUACUCUUUCGAGGAGCUGGUGUUGCGGGUAAAGCCGCCGCCUGCGAUGCUGGCGUCCCAUAUGGGUGCCAGUUUGCAUCCCCGCCACUCCGCUUCUGAUCCAGCUCUCUGCUAAUGCUCCUGGGAAGGCAGUGGAGGAUGGCCCUAGUGCUCGGGCCCCUGCCACCCGGCCCGGAGGAAGUUCUUGGCUCUUGGCUUCAGCCUGGCCCAAAUUGGGCAGUUGUGGCCAUCUGGAGAGUGAACCAGUAGGUGGAAGGUCUCUGUUUCUCCCUCUAUAACUCUGACUUUCAAAUAAAUAAGUCUUUAAAAGAUUAAAAAUUCGGCCCCCGCCGCAGCUCACUAGGCUAAUCCUCUGCCUUGCGGCGCCGGCACACCAGGUUCUAGUCCUGGUCGGGGCACCGGAUUCUGUCCCGGUUGCCCCUCUUCCAGGCCAGCUCUCUGCUGUGUCCAGGGAGUGCAGUGGAGGAUGGCCCAGGUCCUUGGGCCCUGCACCCCAUGGGAGACCAGGAGAAGCACCUGGCUCCUGCCAUUGGAUCAGUGCGGUGCGGCGGCCAUUGGAGGGUGAACCAACAGCAAAAGGAAAACCUUUCUCUCACUGUCCAGUCUGUCAAAAAAAAAUCUAAUUAAAAAAGAUAAAAAAUUCUAUUGAUAGAGAAAAAGAUCACCUGACGAAACAACCUCCCAGAGGCAAAAUAGGGGCCGUCGUUGGGAGGAGCAUUGGUGGCUCCUGGGGAGCCCAUUUAAGGGCGGGUAGGGGCCAUUGUUCUGGCGCGGUGGAUUAAGCCACCGCUGUGUCACCAGCAUCCCCUGUCAGGGUGCCAAUUCAAGUUCUGGCUGCUCCAGUUCCUAUGCAGCUCCCUCCUAAUGCACCUGGGAAAGCAGCGGCAGAUGACCCAAAUACUUGGGCCCCGGCCACCCAUAUGGCUUCAGCGAGGUCCAGCCCUGCCGUGUGGACAUUGGGGGAGCCAGCACGUGGAAGGUAUCUCUGCCUUUCAAGCAAAUACAUAAUUGGUUUUUUUAAAAAAAAGAUUAUUUAUUUGAAAGAGCUGCAGAGAGGUAGAGACAGAGAGAGGUCUCCCAUUACUGGUUCACUCCCCAGAUGGCUGCAGCAGCUGGAGCUGCUGGGUCUCCCACGCGGGUGCAGGGCCCAAGGACGUGGGCAUCUUCCACUGCUCUCCCAGGCCACAGCAGAGAGCUGGAGCGGAAGAGGAGCAUCCAGGACUCAACUGCCGCCCAUAUGGGAUGUUGGCGCUUCGGGCCAGGGAUUUAACCCCCUGUGCUACAGCGCCGGCCCCCAUAAUUGUUUUUUUAAAAUGAGGAUAGCCAGCCCGAAAGGGUGGGCAGUGGGGGUGUCCUAGAGUGUCUUAAAGUUUGCAAAGGGGGCCAGCAUUGCGGUGGAGCAAGUUCAGCCUCUGCCUGCGAUGCUGGCAUCCAUCUGGGCGCUGGUUUGUGUGCUGGCUGCUCCAUUUCUUUUUUUUUCUCUUCCUUCCUCUUCCUCCCUCCCUCUUCCUUCCUCCCCCCCCCCCUUCCUUCCUUCCUUCCUUUGAAAGGCAGAGUUGGGAGAGGCAGAGAGAGAGGUCCUCCAUCCACUGGCUCACUCCCUAACUGGUCGCAAUGGUCAGAGCUGCGUUGAUCUGAAGGCAGGAGCCAGGAUCGUCCUCCAGGUCUCCCAAGUGGGUGCAGGGUCCCAACAACUCAGACAAUCUUCCACUGCUUUCCCAGGCCACAGCAGAGAGAGCUGGAUCCGAAGUGUAGCAGCCAGCACUUGAAACGGUGCCCAUAUGGGAUGCCGGCACUACAGGCGGUGGCCUUACCUGCCUUGCCACAGUGCCGCCUCCCUGCUCCAUGUCUUAACCAGCUCCCUGCUAGUGCGCCUGGGACAGCAGCAGCAGAUGGCCCACAUGCCUGGGCCCCUGCCACCCAUGAGGGAGACCUGGAUGAAACUGGCUCCUGGCUUCGGCCCGGCCUAGCUCAGGCCAUCGUUUCCAUUUGGGGAGUGAAUUGGCAGAAGGAAGAUCUCUGUAACUCUGCCUUUCAAACAAACAAAUCUUUAAAAAAAAUAGUUUACAGGAAGUGUUAUGAGAAAACUGGAUUUCAAAGCUUUUUGUGCCUUUUUUUUUUUUUUACUUAAGAUUUAUGUAUUUGUUUGGAAAAGAUCUAGAGCGAGAUGGCGAGUCAGAGCUUCCAUCCAGUGGUUCCCUCCCAACAUGGCCACGGUGGCCAGGGCUGGGCCAGGCUGAAGCCAGGAGCCAGGGACUUCAUCCAGGUCUCCCACAUGGAUGGCAGGGGCCCAGACACUUGGGCUAUCUUUGCUGCUCUUCCCAGGCCAUUAGCAGGGAGCUGGAUGGAAGUGGAGCAGCUGGGACACGAACCAGGGCCCACGGGGUGCCUGUGUUGGCGCUGCAGGCCAUAGCAUCACCCACUGUAGCACGUGCCAGCCCUGAACUUGUAUUUACUUGAGAAGCACAGAGAUAGAGCAUCUGUCUGCUGCUUCACUCCCAGAUACCCAUAAUAGCCUGGGCUGGGCCAGGCCCAGACCAUGAGCAAGAAACUGAAUCCAGGUCUCCCCCUUGGACGGCGGGACCAGACACUUGGGUCAUCAGCUGCUGCUAUGCAGGACGUGUGCAAGCAGGGAGCAGGCAUCCUAUAUGGGCGCCGGUUCCAGUCCCGGCUGCCCCACUUCCAAUCCAGCUCUCUGCUGUGGCCUGGGAAAGCAGCAGAGGAUGGCCCAAGUCCUUGGGCCCCUGCACCCACGUGGGAGACCCAGAUGGAGCUCCUGGUUUCAGAACGACCCAGCUCCAGCUGUUGCAGCACUUGGGGAGUGAACCAGUGCAUAGAAAACCUUUCUGUCCUCUCUCUGUAACUCUGCCUCUCAAAAUCUUUUUAAAAAACAAUUCCCUUAAGGAAUUUGGGGGAAGGGAAGGGGAGGGGCUGGCAUUGUGGUGCAGUGCACUGAGGAUCCCGUGUAGGCACAGGUUCAAGUCCCAGCAGCCCCUCUUCCAGUUCAGCUCCCUGCCCUUGCAGCUGGGAGAGCAGCAGAGGAUGGCCAAAGCCCUGGGGCCCCUGCACCCACGUGAGAGACUGGAUGGAGCUCCAGGCUCCUGGCUUCAGCUUGGCCCAGCCCCAGCCAUUUCGGCCAUUUGGGGAGUGAACCAGUGGAUGGGUGAUCUCUCUGUAUAUAUAACUCUGCCUUUCAAGUAAAUAAAUGUUUAAAAAAAAAAAAAAAACAACUUCAUGUGAGAGCGCUAGGGGCCAGUGGUGCUUCAGGCUGGGGGAGGGGCAGGGCAUCUGUGGACCCUGAGGGGGAUGGGUGGGGCCUCUCCCAGGCUUUCACCACCCUUGCCUUCCGAGGCCCAAAGAGGAAUGUGAACUUGAAUUGACUUUCCCUGCUCUCAUUCGAGAAUUUACAGUGGGUCUUGAUUAUAAAGCUACAAAAAGAACCCUCCGGGGUCUGCUGAGGGGUGGGCUUUGGCUCCGCUUCUGGGAGCCGGAGAACAGGCGUGAGCCUGAGUCAGGGCUCUGCCAGAAGCGGGAACAGUGCAGGGGGCAGGUGUGUGUAAAGAACUGGUUCAUCCGAUCGUGGCUCCUGGCGAGCCCAGAGCCUGCAGGCCGGGCUGGCAGGUGGAGCCGGGGAGGGAGCAUCCUGGGGCUGGGACCCAGGGUGGCUGGGAGGCGGAGCUCUGUCCUUGGGCGUUUUUGUCUUAAGGCCUUCAGCUGACGGCAGGAGGCCGCCCGAGGAUCAUCCGCUCUACUCAGAGCCUGCCCAGAUCUGCUUGUCAGUCAGCGGUGGGGCCUCGUCAUGCAAACCUUAAAUCCCUGGCACCUGGUCCAGGCCCCAGCAGUGCUCAGCAUAUAAACUUAAGAAGUGAGGCUGGCGGUGCCGGCACACCGGGUUCUAGUCCCGGUCGGGGCGCCGGAUUCUGUCCCGGUUGCCCCUCUUCCAGGCCAGCUCUCUGCAGUGGCCCGGGAGUGCAGUGGAGGAUGGCCUGGAUAAGUACCUGGCUCCUGCCAUCGGGUCAGCGCGGGGCGCCGGUCACAGCGUGCCAGCCGCGGCGGCCAUUGGAGGGUGAACCAACAGCAAAGGAAGACCUUUCUCUCUGUCUCUCUCUCUCACUGUCCACUCUGCCUGUCAAAAAAAAAAAAAAAAAAAAAAAAGUGAAUUAUCUGGCCUGGCGGUUGAAGGCACCACCUGUGACGCGGCAUCCCAUGCGGGCACCCGCUCAAGUCCCAGCUGUUCCACUUCCCAUCCAGCUCCCUGCUAAUGCAUCUGGGAAAGCAGCAGGUGGACCCAGUGCUUGGGCCCCUGCACCCUCGUGGGAGACCUGGAUGGAGUUUGCGGGUCGUGCAGCCAUUUGGGGAGUAAAUCAGCAGGUGAGGUGAAAGAUACCUACCUCUCUCUUUCUCUCUCUCUGUCACUCUGCCUUCCAAAUAUAUAAAUGUCUUAAAAAAGGGGGGCCAGCGGUGUGGCUCAGUUGGUUAAUCCUCUGCUGCUCUGCCUGCGGCGCUGGCAUCCCAUAUGGGCACCGGAUUCUGUCCCGGUUGCUCCUCUUCCAGUCCAGCUCUCUGCUGUGGCCCGGGAGGUCAGCGGAAUAUGGCCCAAGUGCUUGUGCCCUGCACCCGGCUCCUGGCUUCGGAUUGGCGCAGCACCGGCUGUAGCAGCCAUUUGGGGAGUGAACCAACGGAAGGAAGUCCUUUCUCUCUGUCUCUCUCACUGCCUAUAACUCUGCCUGUCCAAAAAAAAAAAAAAAAAAAAAUGUGUGUGUGUGUGUGUGUGUGUGGAGUGAACGAGGAACCGGGGCGUUAGGGUUUCAGUAGUGGAAUUCUGCACACAGUGUCACAGCUUGCUGCCUUCAUUUUGCACAGCAUGGCCGCUUCUCCACGGCUGUCCGUCGUGCCUGGACGCUCUUUGCUCCAGAUUGUCCGGGGCGGCAGGGAGCCAGGCCCUGGCCUCUUCCUGGACUGCCCUCGCCCGUGGAGCACACUGCUGCCCCGGGGACCGUGUUCUGCACAGGCCUGGGGUCCAGCCGUUUGUCCAGCAUCGCCCAACAGUUACUUGCCUAGCCCCGCCCCCGGCCAGGCAGCUUCCGAAAGUUCGUGAGAAACCUCUGCACGGACUUCCAUUUGGCUUUUCCGCACCAAAAUAAACUCAGCUUUUAAUCCCA